GAGAGUCUGAGAAGCUCGCGAUGCGCUACCGCAAAUUCAAUUUGCAAGCCCUUCUGGAUACCUCUGUCAAAACUGCGCGCAAUGAUGAAAUAAGCUGUAUGUUGUUAUUUAAUGCAAAGUGUCUCGCUAAAUGUCAAGACAGGUGUGAAGCUACUUAAAUGUGUGGAAGGGCAAUUUAAUAAAGCAUUUCUCCUGACCAUGAGCAAUGGUCUGGAGGUCGUCGCUCGAUUGCCCAACCCAAACGCUGGACCAGCUUUCUACACAGUUGCAUCAGAAGUUGCGACACGCCAAUUUUUACGCGACAGAUUGGGCAUACCUAUUCCUCGCAUCUAUGAUUGGUCGGCCGAGGCAUGUAAUCCCGUAGGCGCUGAAUAUAUUCUCGAAGAAAAGGCUACCGGCCAGCCUCUUGGGAAUGUCUGGGCCAACCUCACUUUGGCUGCGCGAUUGGAUGUCGUGAACCAGGUCGUGGAAAUGGAAAAGAAAAUUGCGUCGAUAUCUUUCCCGAAACACGGUUGCAUAUACUACGAGACCGAUCUUAAAUCAAGAUCCUUAGAUUAUGAGCCCCUUUGCUCACGAAAGGCGACGGGUCAAAACGACCAACUGCCAGCGUUCGUAAUCGGACCUUCGGCUCAUCCAAAUUUCUGGGAACGUGAGAAAGCAGCAAUGGAUUUGGACAGAGGCCCAUGGGGGAGCGUCGCUGAUUACGCUGCGGCCCUUGGAAAGAACGAAAUUGAAUGGGCUACCUCUUAUGCGAGGCCAAGGAUCAAUUUCUAUCGAUCUAUGGAGACUCCAGAGACACCGAACGAUUAUAUCACCCUUAUCAAGGCCUUCUUGGCCCUGAGUCCAUAUUUGGCCGCUUCGUCAAAUAUCAAGCAGCCCAACAGGAUUUUUCAUCCAGACCUGCACCUUGACAACGUAUUCGUCGACCCAGGGACUAACCGGAUCACUUCCAUAAUAGACUGGCAACAGACUUCUGUUUGUCCGAUAUCUCUGCAACGGUCUUGUCCACAGAUGCUUGAACUAUCUGUUACACCACAUUCAAGCCAAAGCAGGCAUGAGAAGAAGCUUUUGGAUCAUUACUACAAUGUGGUCAAGGAAACGGAUCCUCUCCGGUGGGAAGUUCUUACAGAUCCCCUACUCACGGUCAAGACAAAUCCAUUCUCUUUAGUCCCUGGAUGCUGGCACCGAGAGGACUUAUUCUCGCUACGCAAUGCAUUGAUCACAGUUGUCGCCCGUUGGAGUGACAUGGGAUAUAGUGAAACAUCAUGCCCAGUUCAUUUCAGCAAAGAAGAGCUGAUACGACACCAGGAUGAGAUGAGCCUUGUUGAGGGGAUUUCAGCAGUUCUCCACGAGCUGCAAGACACAGGGCUUAUUCCAUUGGGCGGUAUGGUACGCCGAGAGUAUUAUGAGCGUGCCGUGGAGUUGAAUAAUCUUUUUCAACGCGAGUUUAUUGAUUUAGCUGAGAAUGAGCGCCAACGGGAACUACACACAAAAGUAUGGCCAUACCAAUAGAAAUGCGGGUUUGUACGCCUAGAAAUUAAGGAGACA
Molecule: messenger RNA, 1548 nt
Organism: Penicilliopsis zonata CBS 506.65
Lineage: Eukaryota; Fungi; Ascomycota; Eurotiomycetes; Eurotiales; Aspergillaceae
Exons: 3
Coding region: 112-1512 (466 amino acids)
Cellular component (GO): mitochondrion
Source: RefSeq, a predicted model, not a curated record